Molecule: messenger RNA, 602 nt
Organism: Humulus lupulus (European hop)
Lineage: Eukaryota; Viridiplantae; Streptophyta; Magnoliopsida; Rosales; Cannabaceae
Exons: 3
Coding region: 1-480 (159 amino acids)
Molecular function (GO): copper ion binding
Source: RefSeq, a predicted model, not a curated record
AUGCCGACAGCCACCCUAAAAAAAAAUCAAACUCUAAAUAUUCAAUUUUUCCCCCCACUUUUCUUUUUCCCUUUUCCCUCUUCCCUCUUUCUUUCUUUUUCCCUCUUUCCUUCUUUUUCCCUCUUCUCUUUUCUUGUCCAUGUGCGACUGCUUCUUCCAGCCACCGUCGACGCCGAAGUCCACAAGCCACCUGCACGUGUCUCCUCCAUCUAUCCUCUUGGAGUAAAACGAAGGGGGAUCUUCAUAAAUGGGCAAUUUCUAGGGCCUCAGUUUGAGUCGGUUACCAAUGCCAACUUGAUUGUUAGUGUCUUCAAUGCCUUGGACGAACCCUUUCUCAUCUCAUGGGAUGAUUUUAGAAAGAAAUUAAUGACAGUCAAUUCUUACUUUGGAAAGACUAUUGAUGACGAGAGUGAGUACAAGGACAAAAAGAAGAAAGAUAUGUUGUUUGACAAUGAAUUUAAUGUUUUAUUUUAUUUGUAAUUUUUAUUAGAGUAAAGGAUUCUUUUUUGAGUUGUUAAUUAUUUAUUUUGUAAAUCUAGUAAUAUAUUUUUUAAGGUCAAGACGAUUAUGUUUAUAGACAAUGUUAUAUGAUUUUUGAGUAA